AGGAUAUAGCGGGUUGGAUAAUGAAUGGAUAUUUAUGGAUUAUUUAUUCUAUUUGGGGUUAUGAAGGAUUAGUGUAAAUAAUUAUUUUGGGGCUAUAGGAAUUUUAAAACGUUCUCUAAUCAAAUAAUCCAAUGACACAAUUAUUAACACACUUCUUGACAUAAAUACUUUAGCUUUUUAUCGGUGAACUAUUGAGAAGAUGGCAAAUUUGCAGCUUUCCUUUUACUUUUUUGUGGAUUAUACUUAUCUGAACAGCGGUGGUCGAAUUUCAGUAGACAAAUCAAGAGGACGAUCACCUACAGAGCCUAUGGUUUUUAUUAAAUAUAUAAAAGUGAUCAAAUAAAGUUUUGAUGGACUGAAAUGAAUUUUAAACAACCGAGUCUGUCGUCAUUUGCUGAUGGAAAGUAUAUUUAAAUACAUAUCCAGCCACAGAUGAUUUGAUUUCAGUCAUAAACUAUGAGGAAACUGCUCAGUGUUAACUACAAGUAAAUGCUUACAAAUACACGGGGCCAUCAAAGCACCUCAGUAAGGCGUCUGUAAUAUGAAAAAUAUAAGUUAGGCCCUUUUAUAUGCAUAAAGAUGAUUAUUUAAUUUCAAUAACAAUUCAUAUAAAAAAUCUCAAUUCAACUAUCAUAUAUCUGGGCUAAACAAAGGUGAAUAUAAACCAGAACUUUUUCUUCCAAGCAUCCGUAAAUCGCUGGUAUAAAGAGGGCGCGUGUAUGAAAGCGAGAGCGACAGUCCCUGAGCAAAACGAGGGUUUGAAGAAAGCCAAAGUGGAAAUCCGAAUCCAUUGUCAUUUCAAAGCGCCUCUCAGACGUGUGUGAAAGGAUUCCUUUCGUUUUGUCAGCGCAGACCUCCUCCCCCAGCCACUCUGCCUGCAUCAUUCAAUGAGCCAGCGAGCUGGAAAACUCCACCUCCAAAGGAACGAAAUGAACAAAAGCCAACGCGGAAUAUAAAACGAAUCCUUUGACACAUACUAUAAACAACGAAAGGUGACAUCCAACAACCACCGAAUCUCAGCUUCUAUAAAUAACACCCUCCUCGAAGAAACAGCAAUCGUUUGAAGUGAUCUGCGUAUUUUUGCAGAGAAACGCGAGGAGAGCCCAGCGAGCGCAUCCCGAGUGAACGGACCGCUAGAAUGCCGCUCGCUUCCGUUCGCAGUCGCUAACACGGAGUGACAACGAGUCCCUCUCGUCUUGUGACAUAAUUUGUCGAUCAAGAGCCGUCGUCGGACGUGGAUUCAAUGAGUAAUGAACCCUGCAGGAUUUCCGUCUCACUCCUGUCGCUACGAUCCGAGUGAAGGUACCCCGUAAGACGGUCGCCGUUCUCCAUGUAAAUGUAGCUGCUCAUAAACAUAUCUGCGGACGAGCAGGGUUAAAAGCGGCGGGGAGGAGGAGUGGUUUAUGGCAAAUAAGACAGCGUUUUAUGGUGUUGGGGAAAGAGUCUCAUCUUCAAAUGUAAAGCAAGUUCGGCACAAGCAGAGCUCAGUGCUGCGCAAUGUCAUCUGCGCUUGUACACAGUGCACGGAGCCGAACGGAGGAUGUAAGAAGAAAAAGAAAAAUCGCGAUGUGCAUGAUGUCCGCCUGCUGAAGUGACAAAAAACAUUCCAUAAAUGAAUUACCCGUUCGGCCAGUUAAAUAGAAAGGUCGAUAACUCGAGUCGAUUGCCACAAUGCCGCGUAAGUUACAAUCCGGCAGCUACAGAUGUUUUAAUGAUCAUUGCGUGCACAGCAUCCAACUUUACUGUAAGUAGCGCCGAGCCGCCUGCAUGAUAAUGGCUAUUGUUUUCCUUUUGUUUUCCCUUCCAGAUGGCCUUUUCCUAUGCAGAUUCUUUUUGUCAAUUCGUUAUUCAACCUGUCCUUAAUUAAUUAUAGAUGAUUCAUGUCCUUGGCCUGGUGGGGCUGCCAUUUAAGCGCUCGAAAUGGUCAGGCGGUGAGCCGCUGCAUGGGACCGCAGGUUUUGCGGGUUAGAGCCUGUGGUAAAAGCUUAUUAAACGCAGAUCGCUUCGCUUCACCUCCUCCUUCUUCUUCUUCUCCUCCUCCUCCUCCGCAAGCAACAGCAGCAACGCGGCGUCGGCGGUAGAAGUUGUUUGAGGAGGUGGGCUCUUUCCAAUUGAAGCGCCGUCGGAUCAUGGCUAGGCUGCGCAAGAAAGCGUGUGUAGCUCUCUUUCUCUUCACGCUGUUCAUUUUCGGGACGAUGAUGGGUUUGAGGACACUGAAACCGAGCGACGGAUUUUCCGAUUUAGCCCCGGGACUGGAGCUCAUGCCCCUAGCAGCCGACCGGAUGGAUCGGCGCUCGGUGUCCAGCGACGUGCUCGCCUCCUCUGCCCACGGUAACGCCGUCGCUAACACCAAAAUCGUCUACGCCAACUCCGAUUCGGAUGGCAGCAUCUACUACGAUAUCCACAUUUUUUACUAUGUCUGGUACGGGAAUCCUAGAGUGGACGGUAAAUAUGUACACUGGGACCACGUGCUCGUGCCGCACUGGGACCCCAAAAUUGCCGCGAGUUACCCUAAAGGCAGACACAUCCCACCGGAGGACAUCGGUUCCAGUUUUUAUCCCGAACUGGGGCCCUACAGCUCGAGGGAUCCAGCUGUAUUGGAAUCUCACAUGGAGCAACUUCGAGCGGCGGCUGCAGGUGUCUUGGUUUUAUCCUGGUAUCCCCCAGGUGUAGCAGACGACAAUGGAGAGCCAACGGAGGACUUGGUCCCGGCCAUACUGGAUUCUGCUAACCGCCGCAACAUCAAGGUGGCAUUUCACAUCCAGCCAUACAAGGGAAGGACUGACCGUACUGUCCAUGACAACAUCAGAUAUAUUAUAGACAAAUAUGGAAAACAUGGAGCCUUCUACCGAUACAAAUCGAGCACCGGCAAGAACCUUCCUUUGUUUUACAUUUAUGACUCCUACUUAACACCACCUGAAUCUUGGGCAAACCUUCUGUCCUCCUCUGGAUCCCACAGUAUCCGUAACACACCAUAUGAUGGUGUCUUCAUUGCACUAAUUGUGGAGGAAAAACACAAACAUGAUAUACUUUCUGGAGGUUUUGAUGGCAUGUAUACCUAUUUUGCAUCCAAUGGAUUUUCUUUUGGCUCAUCUCACCAGAAUUGGAAGGCUAUCAAAACAUUCUGUGAUGUAAACAACUUAAUGUUCAUACCUAGUGUUGGCCCAGGAUACAUUGAUACAAGUAUACGACCGUGGAACAAUCACAAUACAAGAAACCGUGUCAACGGCAAAUACUAUGAAACCUCUCUUCAGGCUGCACUCAUGGUACGGCCAGAAAUCGUCACCAUAACAUCAUUCAACGAAUGGCACGAAGGAACUCAGAUUGAAAAAGCGCUGCCUAAAAAGACGCAGACGCGCAUGUAUCUAGAUUAUCUGCCACACAAACCAGAAUUAUACCUGGAACUCACACGCAAAUGGGCCGAGCAGUUCAACAAAGAAAAGGAGCAAUGGCUCAUGUAAAGAAAGACAUCUGGUUAGAAUUCAAAGAAGCAAAACAGACAGGGUGUCCAGAGCAGAUAUUUUGCUGUGUAGUAUGAAAUGAUCGUCAGCAAAACUAGAAUUUGAAGACCAGGAACUUUAGUAAGAAGUCUCCUGCAAAGAAGAUGAUGGCGCCUGAAAUAUAUAUGCAGCCCUUUGAGAUUGUCUGUAUGCUUUUACGAUGAUUAGAGUAGGUGGGGUGGUGGAAGAACAAUAAGAAGACAUUACCACUUCAGUCUUUAUAAAAUCUCUUAAGUAAAAGAGCAAAAAAGGACUGAACUGCUUUUCCGAGACACAAGGAAACAAGUGACGAGAGUUUGCCUGCUAACGUAUAAAAUCAUGUUUUUGUUGAGGAAAAGAAUAUAAAAUAUGAAAAUGUGAUAACGAAAGCUGCGAUCAUUUAGUUACAGUAUGUUAUCCCUUAAAUGGAUACAUUUAAUAGAAAUGUAUUUGUACACAAUUGAAAAAUGACAUUUAAACUAUUCUAUAUCAUGAAAGUAUUUGUUUGAGCUACUAAAUCUGAACAAAGCAAAGCAAAUUAGCAGACAUUUAACCUGUUGUAAAAAAAAAAAACAAAAUGGUAUCUACUGUGAACAAAUAAGAGAAAUCAGCAUUAUAAUAAUUCAAUACAGUAUUACCCGUUUGUAUUUAUCACAAUAACGUCAUUGAAAACAAAUACUCCUUAACCUUUGGUUAUUUUUGCUCUUCAAACGAGGUAACGUUUCUUGUAUAAGGAUUGCUGUGACAUACAGUUGACCAUCUCUGCAUUUCAAUGCAACGCCCUGAAGUGUGUCGGUCAUUUAUUGAAUGUUGCUGAGGGUUCUGAGCUUAACUCUUGUUUUUGGUACCAACACUGGAUACUAUUUAAAAAAAUGUAUUUAAAAUGUUAUUUAUAAUAGUUUUGUGAGAAGAUCAAUAAAUAAGCUUAUUUAAAUAUAACUAAAGAUGAUAUAUUGGACAAUUUUAAAAAUAAAGUGUUAUUUACCUUUA
Molecule: messenger RNA, 4469 nt
Organism: Polypterus senegalus (gray bichir)
Lineage: Eukaryota; Metazoa; Chordata; Cladistia; Polypteriformes; Polypteridae
Gene: maneal
Product: mannosidase endo-alpha like
Exons: 4
Coding region: 2130-3461 (443 amino acids)
Cellular component (GO): Golgi apparatus
Molecular function (GO): alpha-mannosidase activity
Source: RefSeq, a predicted model, not a curated record